Rotaria sp. Silwood1 is the source of this 645-nucleotide messenger RNA. NCBI's taxonomy places the organism in Eukaryota, Metazoa, Rotifera, Eurotatoria, Philodinida, Philodinidae. The record is from the annotation of a GenBank genome assembly.
AUGGUUAUAAAAAAAAUGAGAAAUAUUAAAGGUUUUGAUGAUACAUGGUUUUCAUUGAUGAUGUGUAAUUCUUUAUUAUCUUUGGUUUCUGCUUAUGUUCAAAAGAAAGAUUAUUUGUAUCAAAAACUAACAAAUGCUCCAAAUUUUAAUAAAAUUCAAAUGGUUGUACUUUUGGAAAAAAUUCUUAAUAAUCAUCCAUGUUUUGCAGCAAGAGGAAAUGCUUUUAUAUUACUUGCAGCAAUGAACCAACCUGAUCAUCAAGUAAUCAUAAAUGUCUUGAGCACAUUACUUGAUGAAAAGGUAGUGAAGAAAUAUACUGCAAUUGAAAUUCUUUUAAUACAUUUAUCACCCAGUGAGUUUAUCGAUGAUUUAUUAGAAUUAUUAAAAAAUGAAAGUGCUAUUAUAGCUUAUGAAAUAUUAAAAAUAUUCACAGAAUUAGCUUUAAAUGAAAAGAUAGAUAUAAAUGGUAAACUAAAGAUCAUAAAUAAUGUAGCAAAUGGAAUACGAAAAUUAAAAUCAAAGAAACCGAUUAAUUAUUACUAUACAGACAUAAAAAUUCCUUUCACACAACCUUGGAUUAAAAUACAAGGACUCUCUGGUAAAGUACAAUAUUCUAUUAAUAUUGAAGAAUCAAAAAAAAAAUAA